UAUAAAAGGAACCGUUUAAACUUUUUUGGAGUUUCAAGUUCACCUACUGAGAAACAUGGCAAAGGUGGAAGAUUGGAGCAAAAACGCAGACACCCACAAGAUGAGCCCCGAAGAGGUAAGAGCAGCAGGCGUGGAAGCAUCCAAGAGGCCACCAGGCCACCACCCUGGUGAAGUGCUGCACCAGAGACGCAAGCUUCCCGCCCCCAUGACUACCAUGACCAUUGGCGGCCUCCUCAUCACUGCCGCCGUAGGGUACUCCGUGUUGUACUACAGAAAAAAGCGUGAAGCCACUGCCCUUGAUGUUGCCAAGGUAGCCACAGGGGUUGCUGACCCUGAGGACACUCAUCCCAGGAAGUAGCAUGUGUAACAACUAGUUCUAAGUGCAACUUUCUUUCUAAUAGUGUUCUGGUUGUUGUUUAUGCAUGCAAGAAGAAAAUUAAUUAAACUCCUCUCUUGUAACAUUAAGAACUCCACCGUUAUGAGACAGAAAGAUUUCUCUUUCUUUUUUUUGUUUUUUGGAUAAAUAUCAUACAGAAACUUGAACUACAUCAAAUCUCACAAAAAAUUCAAUUUACAUUCUCCAAUAGUACAAAACUCCAUUGAACCAAGUCAGGAAGUUUGUAGAACAAAGGAAGAUGUGCAAAGCCGAGGAGCCUGAGGUGAGGUACGACCUCCACCACCAUUGGUGAUCCUUUCUGCAUAAGUGGAAGUAGCAGAUACACAAUGGUUUAUUUCAGCACAGAUGAUGAAGAGGAUAACGAAGACCAGAAUAGGAAGCCAUAGAUGUAGAAUAAUUGAUUCAGGCGAGAAUAAAAAA
This is a messenger RNA of Theobroma cacao (cacao), 817 nucleotides long. RefSeq lists its product as uncharacterized. The record is from RefSeq and is a predicted model, not a curated record. NCBI's taxonomy places the organism in Eukaryota, Viridiplantae, Streptophyta, Magnoliopsida, Malvales, Malvaceae.